Molecule: messenger RNA, 6238 nt
Organism: Hylaeus anthracinus
Lineage: Eukaryota; Metazoa; Arthropoda; Insecta; Hymenoptera; Colletidae
Product: A disintegrin and metalloproteinase with thrombospondin motifs 3-like
Exons: 16
Coding region: 511-3897 (1128 amino acids)
Biological process (GO): extracellular matrix organization; proteolysis
Cellular component (GO): extracellular matrix
Molecular function (GO): metalloendopeptidase activity
Source: RefSeq, a predicted model, not a curated record
GUACCGCGGUCUACCGACGCGUUGUGUACGCUUUAAUUGAACGCUAAUUCGGAGGAUCGCGUGCGCGCAGAACGUAAUCUUAUGAAUCCCGACGCAUUGUUCACUUCGGAGUCGAACGUUGUCUUCGAGAAGACAAGUAUAUUAAAAUCCUGUUGGACGUGACAUUUUCGUAGAGAGAUAGUUUUGUAUAUUUGCACAGUGCCAAAGUGAACUAGUGAUUGUGAGUGGUGAGAAAAUAGUUUGGAAAUGAAAAUAGUUCAGAAGCUGUUAUUGGUUAAAAUUAAGUUUACAGAGAUUUCUUAGCAGAUUUUUAUUUAGUGAAGAUUCUAUUAAAAAACCGACACAAAAUGAACUUUCACGAACUAAUAAAACAGGCCACCGUCUGAAUCAGUAUCGCUCAACCAACCAAAGAUCAAUACUCCGAAACCUUGACCAACGAUGCGCAACCUUGAACCACGCAGCGGAUGAUCGACAAUGACUCCAUCAAAAUCUCAUUAAAUCAAAUAUACCAUGACUCGAUCCAAGCUCCCCAGUUUUCUGCUAACCAUGUGGUUGCUCGGGACUAUCGCGACUAAAUCGCGGGUGAGCGACUUCCUGCAGAGUCUGCAGGAGUACGAGAUCGUCUACCCUCGCAUAAUCCCGAGCGUAAACACGCGUGACAGGCGUUCGAUCCCCGGUGAGGGCGACGCGGACCUCGAGGAAUCGUUGUUCAUCGAGAUCAGCAAUUGGACGCUGAAGACGACAGCGAACGAUCGUUUGACGCUCUCGUCGGACUUCACCGUGGAUUGGGUGCACUCCAGCCACGCUCGAACCACGAACGACGGAAAAUUGGGGUGCAAUCUUCGACGAGGGAGCUUGGAAGGCGGUGACACGCGGUCCGUGGUGGUCGUCACCCUCUGCGACGAGGGGAUGUACGUUCUGAUGCUGACCGACCGGAAAUCGUUCUUCGUUCAGCCCUUAACGGAUGGCCAACACGUGAUGUACGAGUCGCGGCACGCUGGCUGGUGGUCGUACAGGGAGGGUUCGGACGUUGUGUCUGUGAUGCGAGAAAAUCCUUCAGACGAUGUUCGAGGACCAGGUUUCAAGAAACAAGAUGGAAAAUCGAAACGAAAGAGACGUGACUCUAUAGACAACACUCAAGAUUUUUAUAACCUAUCCGGUGACGUUUUCGAUAUGGAAUACCCAGAGGCAGAACAACUGAUUUUGUUCGAUCAGAGAGAUGGAAUGUCGACAGAAUAUAACGACACUAUAGUUGAAGAACUACCAAUCGAAGUAAAUACCGAAGAUCUUGAUUAUUUUUCGGGACCUACGUGGCAAAGAAAUAAAAUACCAAGAAAGAAAAUGAUCGUAAAAGAAUCAUCACCGCGAUGGCUGGAAAUCGGAAUAGCUGCUGAUUACUCCGUAGUGGAUUUUCAUGGAAUGCGAGUGCAGCAGUACAUUUUGGCUCUUUUGAACAUCGUUAGUGCAAUUUACAUGGACCCAUCUCUCGAGUCAAACAUGGUCUUGGUAAUUGUACGAAUGAUUUUGUACGCAGAAAAGAGAGACAGUAUGGUUCGCCGCGGCGAUGCUAGGCGGUCCCUCGAGAACGUGAACAAAUGGAAUAGGAAAAUGCUGUCUUCGGCGAACGUAAACCAUGAUGUCGCUAUAUGGUUAACACGUUUAGACAUCGGUGGUCCCUCUGGAUACGCACCUGUGUCUGGAGUAUGCGAUCCAGCGAGAUCGUGCGCUUUGAACCGAGACGAAGGCUUAACUAGCGCGUUUAUCAUCGCUCACGAAGUUGCCCAUAUUCUAGGUCUGACUCAUGACGGUGACGAAUCAACCGGAAACGCGUGCAGGGAAGAAGGAUCACGUGGAAGCGUGAUGGCACCAAUGGUCGCGGCGACGUUUCAUCACUUUUACUGGUCCGCUUGCUCAAAGAAGGAAUUCCAUCGUAGGGUGAGACGGUGGUCGUGUUUAUUGAACAAACCGAAACGCGACAGUUCGACUCCAUUAAAGGCCACUGUUCGCGAAACGUUCACCAUGGACGAGCAGUGCAGGAUGGAAUUUGGCGAGGGUUACGAACUCUGCAAGAGCUUUGAUGUCGUGGAACCGUGUUCUCACUUAUGGUGCGGUAAUAGCAAUAUUUCUCAAACGUGCAAAACCAAGAAGGGACCACCUUUGGAGGGCACUUUAUGUGGGGUCUCUAAGUGGUGUACGAACGGUCAAUGUCAGUCCGCGACCAAAAAGAACCUCGAUUUGGGUAUAGUGUUAAAUAAACCCAAAGAUGGAGGCUGGAGUUCGUGGUCUGCCUGGGAGAAGUGUUCGAGGACAUGCGGGAUAGGAGUGCAAUGCCGAACACGAAAAUGUAACAAACCGCUGCCUGCUUACGGUGGCAAAUAUUGCUCGGGAACCACUGACGAUUGCAAGCUUUGCGAUUUGCCGAAAUGCUCCGCGCCGAUUGAUCUUAAAGCGCAACAGUGUUCCAAACUCUCGAAUGUCCGGAACCUUGGACAGCUCCAGCCGAAGAACGACGUGACUUGGCUACCAUACGAGUCCGAUCAGGAGAAUCUAAAAUGUCAAUUAGUGUGCAGAAGCAAGGAAACUGGCGAGAUAUUUUAUUCGAGGAGAAAUUUGAUCGACGGGACUCCGUGUUCCUAUGGAUCGUCGGAUAUAUGUAUACAGGGCGAGUGCCAUAAAGUGGGCUGCGACAAUGUCUUAGGUUCUACCAAAGUCUUCGACAUGUGCGGUGUAUGCGACGGCGACAAUUCGACCUGCGAAAAUGUCAUCAGCAAAUUUCAGCGAAAGCUUCGACGAGAUGUAACACGUGUCGCUAUAAUACCACGAGAAGCUCGGAAUUUGUUCAUGAAUAUCACACUACUCGGUGUACCGUUCUCCCAUCGAGAAAAUUUAACAAUCGUCGUAGGAGAUGGGCGAAGGAGGCGAAACGUGCAGGAGAAUCUAGCUUCUCGUAAACGGGAUUUAACGAUCGUGCAAGGUGCCGCAUUUCGAAUUCAGAAACGGGAUGACAGUAAUUACUCCUUGAGAGCGUAUGGAACUACAUUCGAAGACGUGGUGAUUUUACUGUUGGUACCAAGAAAUAUUGCAGAGCAAGGAAUGUCAGUUGCAGUCUCCCUGCAAUAUUUCUUAAAUCGCGACGAAAGGAAUGCAAAAGACAGAUACGUUUGGUUAUUCGGAGGUUGGAGCUUUUGUUCGGCAAGUUGCGGUGGCGGAACGCGUCAGAAGAUGAUAGUCUGCAAAGACGAGGAAACUGGAAGAAUAGUUUCACGAAGAAAAUGUCCAUUGACGACGAAACCCAGCCAGGAGAUUGAAAAAUGCAACGUUUUCAGGUGCAGUUUCAAAUGGAUAAUCGGUCCUUGGGAAGGAUGCUCGGCUACAUGCGGAAGCUUCGGUAUUCAGCUGCGACAAAUUUACUGUGUUCAAUCCGAAUUUAAUGGGACUAAUGUCAACAAGCACAAUGAAUUAGAAGUUUAUCGGACAAUGGUACAGCCGUCAAUAUGUAAAACGAGUACAAUGCCUGUAAAUAAUAGAGAAUGCAAUAGGAUUCCUUGUCCUGGUCGUUGGAUUUUCACGGAUUGGUCUGCGUGCUCGAAGAGUAACGGGAAAGGCAUCCAAUCUCGGAUAGCUAGAUGCAUUCCGCCGGACAAAGAAUCAUUCUACACUUGCGAUGGUGCUGUAGUGAAGACAGAAAUACGUCCGUGCACAGGACACUCGACGAGGGCCAUCGAAUUUCCAUAUCGUUGCUGGCGAGACAAGAAUCGAUUCUGUUCUAUACCGAGCUUGAAACAGUAUUGCAGCGUCCCGGGAUUCAGGAGAAGGUGUUGUCGCUCUUGCGAGAUAAACAAACACCUGGAUUUACCUAGCACCUUCGAUUCUAAAGAACGCAACCUGCGGACUUAACUAUUUCAUUGUCAGCUGACAUGCUCUUUUGCAUGCUCUUUUCUGAAAUUGUACCACAGUGUAGGCCAAGCAAGUGUAAUAAACUAUAACUUUCAUUAUCAGUACAUUUAGAAAGAAAUGUUAAAGUUAAAAGAUAAAUUGUUCAAAGUGUACUACAUUUGUUAGACAAUGACCAUUUAUAUAAGUCCAACAGUACGUGUCCAGUUUCAUUCCUUUUCAAAUGAAAAUGCAUAUUUUUAUUCGCAUCGAUUGAAUUCUUUCAUUAUUCAACAUGAAAAAGUAUUAGGGUAAAGCGUUACAAUUCGUUAAAGUAAGAUAUUUUAAACAAUUGUAAUGAAGAUGCUGGAACGCUUUGUGGAAAUGUUAUAAACACUUCGUACACUGAUCAGACUCAAAUGUACAGUAAUAACCAGAGAUUAUCUUAAUCACGUAAUGAAAAUAGUUAAUAGUGUUGUAUAAAAUGUGUAGAAAGUGAUGAAGAAGCAUUUGAGCAUAUUUUUCAUUACCCUAAUACUUUUUUACAUAGAAUAAUGAAAGGAAUGAAUGUAAACAAAAUAUAUGUAAACAGAAAUAUCCAUUUCUAUUUAAAAAAAUAAUGCAACUAUCGAGUAGACAUGCACUAUAGCACUUGCAAAAGAAACAUGGUCCGACAAAUAUCGUACACUCAUCUUUUCCCCUUGACAUUUUUCUUUGAAUGUACUGAUAACGAAAUUAUAGCUUCUUACACUUACUAGGUUGUCCCAUAAGUUCCCAUACACUUGAUGCUUGAAUUUUUUACAUUAAAAUUCUUUAUGACAUUUGAUCCAAAUCAGAAUUGACCAAUUGGCAGAAAGAUGGAUGAAAACUAUUAGAAGCAAUGGCAUUUAUUUUGAAGAAUAAUUAUUGUUUGAUUACAAAGUUAUUAUAAAAUGAUUUAUUGGUAGCAAGUGUUCGGGAACUUAUGGGACAACCUAGUACUUGCCCACUCUGUAUACUACGCAAUAAAAUUAUUCAUUAAAAUUUUGUCAUUCUUCAAAUGCGCAUAACUUCCUCAAUUUCCAUUGUCUCCAGACAAUUAUUUUCUCAUUUUCUAGGUAAUUAACUGUACUUUAAGAAAAAAUUAAUGCAAAAUGGAUGAGAGUCAAUGCCACAUUUCCAUGCCUCAACACUUAAACACUUUUUUCUUUAAAACUUGAUUACUUAACAGGCUACCUAAAUUGCGCUGAUUUUUUCGGAAAUGAAACACAACAAACCAUCGCAAAACGCACAGUUUGACAAGUAACUUGAAAGAAAAAAGAAGUCUGUACGGGUUAUGCGAUUUUGAAGUUAUUCGUACACUUUUCAACGAAUAUCAAUAGGUUGAUGCAUUGUUUUUGUCUAUUAUCAAAGGAAAAGAAUUACUUGUAAUAACAAUUUCAAAAGUCUUGUAUUAUAUACCUACUUUAAUAAUAAGGUCAAGGUGCAAAUAUAAUAGAAUUUAUAUAUAAUUAAUUUUUCUUACAUGCCGUGUCAAACAAAAUAGUAUAAUUGUAUGUUUCCACCAGUUUCAUAUUUCACAACAAAUACAUAUAAUUCGUGAGUAUAUCCACUCUGAUUAUAAACAAUUCAUCAUAACUGUAAGAAUGUUAAUCCUUUAUACGUCUAAAAAUUUAGAUAUUCUUUUAGAGUCCAUUUUUAAUUUAAAAUUUUAGAUUUAAUCUAUUUCAAAAGUAAUUUGUAAUUUAUUAACCAUUCAUUCUGAUGAUUAAUUAACACUUAAACUGUGGGACAAUUAAAACAUUUAUAGUGGCAUAAAUAAUAACCCAUGUAUCGUCAGCUAUUUUCAUACAGGGUCGAAUCUGGAAUUCUUGCUGGAAGAAAGGGGAGAUAUGUAAAAGUAUAUUUUUGAACAUUCUUUUGCACGAAUUAACAUUUAUUUAGAACUUAUCAAUAUUUUUAUUCGAUAUUCGUUCGUAAAAUGAAUAAUAAAAAUAUUUUUCAAAGGUUUCAUACCCUCUACAUUGACAAACGUGAUAAUGCAUGAUAACGCAAUGAAAGUUAUUAAGCUUUUUAUUUUCUUUCUUUAAAUUUAAUGCAAUUAAAUCCUUUAUACAGAGAUAACUUGGUCAAACUGUUCGUUAGUUCGAAAUUUCUCAAUUUACAUUUUAAUAAUAUUAGAAUAUUGGUAACUGAAUACAUUUAUAAUUAAUAAAUGUUUGAUUUUAAUUAUAGGUAUCAUUAUAAAAUCAUAUAAAUAUAGUUAUUGUUAUUCUCAGCUAUCUUCGUUAUAAAAUAUUUCAAGAUUGCUGAUUUGUAUAAAUUAAAAGUUGUUUUAAGGAUGUACGAAUUAGGAUCAGUGAAAUAAAAACUGUUUUCAAGAGUG